AUGAAAGCAGCCCGAAGAGUCCUCUGGUCAUCCCACGCAGAGCUGUCCGAGCUCUAUGACUAUCUGUUUGCCCCCGGGGCCGAUCUUGAUAGUCGUCGCAGAGGACUCGCCAGGAUGAGCAUCUAUAUUUCGUCCCCCUCCUGCCCCGCUUUCAUUCAUCUGCUUCAUUCGCUAGUAGCUGCCGAGCUUCUGCCCUUCCCGCCCCCUCGAGGCGCGGAAGAGUCGCAGAGGAUGAGGAUGAUGAUGGCCAUGGCUAUCGUGCGCUUUGUCAAUGGCCUCGUUGACCCUCUUCAGACUGGUUCAUACGCCAGGCCUAUAUCGCAUUUGGCUGCUAGUCUCGGCCUUCCCCCUUCGUUGAUCGCCCUCCGUCACCGAGCGACGCACGAAGAUUUACCGCCAUUACCGCUCUUACAACAGGCUAUCGCACAGUGUAUCUUCUAUCUUCACCAAAACUCUUUCCUCCCUCUGCUCUCUCUGAGCUACAACAAUGGUCAAAAUCUAAAUGGCGUCAUGUCAGAAAGAGACGUAUUGGCCAAGAAGAGAAUAGACAGUCUGCUGCGGCGCUGGAAGAAGGUCAUGAAGACCCGUUUGAGGGAGAAGGAAGUUAGAGAGGAAGAUGUGAGCGGGUUGGAGAUGAGAAAGGUCAGGAGAGAUCUCGAGGGAGAGGUGUCGGGGGUCGAUGGGAUCAUCAAAAGCUUGAUAGAAGUGGGCAGUCUUGUCCCGCUCGCCAAGAGGCAAGUAAAACGAGCUUCUCCCCAAUCCUCUCUGCCUCCUACUCCGUCUCUCAAGAUCUGGCUGCCUCUCCUGACCCACUUGUCGGCUACCACCCCCUCCUUCCCUUCUUUCCUCGCCACUUCCAUCCUCGACCUCCUCCUCAACCCUUCCGACCUUUCCACCAACCUGCCAGCUGGUCGACUCGGGUUCAACGCUCAAGCUGAGAUGAUCACUCUAGGCGAGCAGCAGGAGGACGAUGCUAGAGAAGAAGAGGAGAGCUACAGAUGGGGUCUGGGUGUUUGGGUACUUUACCUCUGGCGAGAAGACGCCGAGGUUGAAGGAGCUUUGGGACUUGACGCGGAGGAGAAGACAAUUCUAUACAGACGGUUGGCUAUUGCGCUCUUGCACAAGCACGAUGACCAAAUCUUGGUUCGCCUCCACGAAUCACUAGCCAACAUUGACGAGAACCUCUACGACGUGAUAAACAGUCUUUCAAGCGCUCUGCCUGACCCAGAAGAGGACAAGGGUCUGGACGGACUCGCUAUGGAUGUAGAUGAUGACGAGCUGGAAAAGGGAUUGGGAGAAAUGGAAAAGAGGCUGGCGGAAUUCGAACGACAGAAUCCUCCUGCCCGACAAGCGCCUCGUGAAACAACCUCCCGACCUUCAGACUCGUUGCCUGGCUGGAAACGGCUGACGACAGAAGAGUGGACCCCAUCACCCAUCGGCUCUGCUAUGGCUUGA
Molecule: messenger RNA, 1455 nt
Organism: Cryptococcus wingfieldii CBS 7118
Lineage: Eukaryota; Fungi; Basidiomycota; Tremellomycetes; Tremellales; Cryptococcaceae
Exons: 5
Coding region: 1-1455 (484 amino acids)
Biological process (GO): maturation of LSU-rRNA; maturation of 5.8S rRNA
Cellular component (GO): Las1 complex; preribosome, large subunit precursor
Molecular function (GO): endonuclease activity
Source: RefSeq, a predicted model, not a curated record